Molecule: messenger RNA, 1764 nt
Organism: Suillus fuscotomentosus
Lineage: Eukaryota; Fungi; Basidiomycota; Agaricomycetes; Boletales; Suillaceae
Exons: 2
Coding region: 276-1664 (462 amino acids)
Source: RefSeq, a predicted model, not a curated record
UGUACAUCCAAGACUCUCCAAGACUGCGCAACGGCGUCCCUAGCAGGCUAACGACAAGCUGUACUCCCCAGUGCAAAACAUGACACUCGACGACAAUGCAUGGUCAUUUUCACAGCCACUAUCCAUAAAAGGCAGGCGUAGUGAGACCCCCUUCCCUGACAGUACUACGCGACGUGGCUGCCACCAUUCCGAGCCUAACUUGCUACUGGUCCACAUGCCAACAUAAGCCCUAGCUCACACUUUUAACGAUUGACCACGAGUACGUUCCAUUAGCCAUGGCUACUCACGAGCAAGAACACGACGAACCACCUCGCCCUUUUUCCAUCGAUCUCAGCUUAGAACUCGAGCGCCAACUCGACAAUGAAUCAAACCCGAACUCGCCCGUAGAUGCCACAGGACGUCCUCAUUCUCUGGAUUCGCAUGUCCUUGCUUCAAUCGUCACUCAACUGAGAUUGUCACUCGCAGAUGUUACAAGAGAGCGAGAUGAGCUCUCAAAAACAGUUAUUGAAAUGCGGACUUGCGAGGCAGGAACUGCGGACAUGCUUGAGCAUAUGACGGAAAAAUGCUCGAAGAUGCAGGAGGAACUGGAUGGUGCUCGUACAAGGAUUAAGGAUGACGAAGACACGAUAUCCAUACUCAGGACGAAAGUCGAGGAAAGCAGGCGUGGCCUCAUGCGUCUACAGUCUGAAAAUCGACGGGCGAGUCAAGUACCCUCAGCUCUUGACUUGUCUAGAGCGGGUAUUCCUUCCUUCAAUGGCCCACCGUCCUCUAAGCGUGCAUCAUUAAUUGGAUCCACGACUGGGCGUAACAAUACCCAUAAACGAAUAUCAUCGGUCUCCGACAACCCCCUCGACAGCUCUCAUUUAGCAUCCCCUAUUCCCACUCCAACUCCCGCGACUUUCACCCUUCCUGAUGUGCAGAAAAGCAGGUCCCAACAGCCUUCUCACACGAGGAGGAUGUCUGGCAUGCUCGGUCGUGGGUCACCGCCGCAAUCUCUUUUCCCUUCGGAAGAGUCUGCCGAGUUGGAAAUGCUGCGCCGGGAACUCAAUGCUGUGAAGGCUGAACUUGAUGACGUGAAGCAUGAGCUGAGUGAAACAAAUGAAGCUCGUGAAGCAUCAGACACUUGCAUCAAAGCUCUACGGGAAUUCAUUGAAGAGAAUCAGGUUGGAGCUGUGCCAAAGGGUCUUCCCCCUUUGCCCGCAGAGGUGAAAAAACCAUCACCGCCACCACCACCAGCUGCUGCUGGGUGGGGAUUCAAACUCUGGCGAGCAGAUUCUUUGACGCAGAAUCCUGUGUUGGCCUCUCCAUCCCCUGUCGCACCCGCCAUCCACACUGUAUCACCAUCCUUAUCAUCGCUGACGCCCCCUGUUCCUCUCUCCAAAAAACUGGGCGACUUCUUCGGUACUCGUGCCCCGGCAGUUACUGCUUCUAAAACGUCACAACGCGUUGAACAAGAGCCAGUGUACAAUGGCAUGUCUGAUACGUCGUCCAUCGAGGAUUCUGUAGUCGAGCCCAUCAGCCCCGCAAGCGAGCGUCCCCGACCAACUGUAUACGUACGAGAUACUACUAGCGUGACAUCCGAGUCAUCACGCGAUCUUGGCAAUCUCGAGGGAAAGCUACCUCCCCCAGGUGCUGAUGGAACCUUAUCUCCUGUUGCCAUUUGAUUAGUGUACUAUAGGCGUUUCUGAUCUGGCUCUUCAUGAGCCCUCCCUACUAGACAUUCGAAUUCGUUUUCUAACCUCGAACCCAGUUCGGACGGGGAUU